Messenger RNA from Paramecium pentaurelia, 604 nucleotides. The record is from the annotation of a GenBank genome assembly. Lineage: Eukaryota; Ciliophora; Oligohymenophorea; Peniculida; Parameciidae.
AUGAACCAUUUUUUUCUUUGCUUAAAAAAACCCUGGCUAAAGCACACUUAGUCUACAUUAAAUUCUGACUGAAUCAAAUGUGAGAAGUAGUGCCAGUUGUAAAAAAUUGGUAUCUUAAGAAAAAAUUUUUGAGAUUUGUGAAAAUUUUGAAAAGAGAAAAUUUAGUAAAUCAUUGUGUUAAUUUAAUUAUAUUUAAUAAGAAUGGACUCAUUCUUAAGAAAAGGUUGACUAUUUUUUGGAAAUGGUAUUUAGGAUGAAAAUUAAAGGAGUUGAAUAAUUUAAAUAAAUUUAUAUCGGUAUUGAACCAUAAUUUACAAUUACUGAAUGAUAAGUUAAAACCAAUUAUAAAUUUAGAAUUUAAAGUACAUUUGAAAAUAAGAAAAGUGAAUUCAGUGAAAUCUUGAUAACUACAUCUUAAUCAUAAUCUAUUGAGGAUAGUCUAUUAAUUUCUAAGAAAAUAAUAAAUAAUGAUAACUAGGCUUUAUUUGAGAAACCUGGAUUAAUAUUAGGCAUAAAUCCAUUUUAUUUUGGAGUAAGGUCUUGGGAAAUCAAAUUUCUAAUUAAUGGAAUUAUUGAAGAUUUGAGAGCCAGCUUGAUUGUUUGA